Ilex paraguariensis (yerba mate) is the source of this 570-nucleotide messenger RNA. The record is from the annotation of a GenBank genome assembly. Lineage: Eukaryota; Viridiplantae; Streptophyta; Magnoliopsida; Aquifoliales; Aquifoliaceae.
AUGAAAGAUAGCGGAGCCAAGAGAGGCCGAGGAAUGGGAGAAGGUGAAAGAGGCAUACAGGGCAACCCCAACGCUAAUUACGUGAGGCUAGGCGAUGCCAAUGGUGCGAGUAGGAGCAAAGUGGCUGAUGACGACCAUGGCUGCAGCAUCUUUGGUGAUGCAGGCGAUGAUGUUGGUUAUGUAAGCGAGGCAAGAGGCGAGGCUAGGCUACGAGACGUUUUGAAGGCACUGGGCAUCACAAGUGCGUUGGGCUACGAUUUAGGCUACGUCUUUGCUAGUGGCAGUGCCAAUGAUAGAGGAGGCGACGUGGGGAGUCUGAGCAGGAAUAGUUUUGGUGACGUCCUUGCUGGUGGUGGCGCCAAAGGAGGGGGUGGUCUGGUUAACACCCUGGGUAUAAGAGACGCUAGGAAAUGCUACGGUGGGCGAGGCCUUGGUCCAGGAUGCAUAGGCAAUGCCACUGCUGGGCAAACGAGUGGCGCUGUUGUUGGCUGUGAGGGUGACGCCGCCACUAGCUGGUGCGAAGGGGAGUUAGGCAAUGUCAGUGGUUCCAGAGCUAGCUGCUGGGCAUAG